UAAAAUCAAAUUAAACAACUCAAUUUAUAUUUUCCGCAUCUAAAUUCUCCCUCCCUUCUUCUUUCUCUCUAAAAUGACAAAAUAACAGAGCCCUAAAAUCUCGAUCUGGUGGUUGUCCAAAAAUCGACGAGCUCACAGUAAUAGCGAACACAAGCUCAGUUAAAAGGAAAAAAGAAAAAUAUUCCUCAACACCUAGCGAAAACGACAUUUCUUUUGUCAAUUAUCUUCAAUCGUAGCCGUCGGAAGUGCGAUAUUAUUUCUUGUAUUCCGAUCUUGAGGGCCUUGCCUGUGCAGUCGUCAGAAUAAGCCUCACCGCUGCUGGAAACUGCCUCACUUAUGUGUGGGGGUGAUAUUAGGAGGUCAGGGAUCGUAAAUUUUGCUGGAUGCGUGUUAGGUGCGGGUGGAUAAAUGCAUGUUACCGGGGAUCUAGGGUUUUCGAGCCUGGUCCUUCUGCUUUGUGUGGUUUUUCCGGUGAUCGGCUUUGUAAUUCGUCGGAAAUGGCGGCUUUCCAUAGCCAGGCAAGAGGAGAUCAAGCGUUUAUUGAUUUUGGCUUCGGAGGAGGCCGCUAGGGCUGAGCUUGAGGCUACUGUUUCCUAUGUGGCCGUUUCUGCUUCAAAAAAUAACUAUCAGUGUGCCGUUUGUUAUUCUCCUACCACCACAAGGUGUUCCCGGUGUAAAACUGUCAGAUAUUGUUCUGGAAAGUGUCAAAUAAUACACUGGCGACAAGGUCACAAGGAAGAAUGCUGUCCUCCGAGCACCACUUAUCAUGUUAAUGAUGACGGAGGCAAUUCUUCUCAGAAGCUGGCAAAACGAAGUCAACGUGUUAUUUAUGACAUAGUUGGAAAUGAAUCAAUUGAGACAUCAUCUGAUGGACCUGUAUUAUCUAAUUCUAGUAGCACUACUGCAGUUCCACUUGUAAAUGCUGAUUAUGUUAAGGUUGAUUUUGUUGUAGAUACAGGGGAUUCAUCUUCUUCUGAAUCAUCAAGCACCUCCUUUUCUGGUUUCUCCACUUCUCCAACCGGUGGUGAAUCAUCUGAUAACGUUUCUGUUGGUGAGAGUAUCAGUUCUAAUGAACCUGAGGGAUUAGAUAGAACAACAGCUCUUGAUACCGCCCCUAACGUACUUGAGCCUGUUUUAAACAAGGCAGAGGAAACUGAGCCUGUGUCUCCAAAGUUUGCAAGUUUAGCUGAUUCUGUUGAUAGUUUUAAUAAAUGUAGCGAAUCAAAUAUAUCUCGCUGCAAUGAUGGAGAGAUGCAGCAUGUACCCACUGGUUGUUCAAGUCAGAGUAUCAGUGCCAUGCGCAAGGGUUCAAAUACUCAGUCUAGUAAAGUUUCUUCUGGUUUUUGGGAUAGAACUCUCAAGCCUGUUGUGUCCAGCAAUGUUGCUCAAGAUGAUCCAAAUCUGCCCAGUUCCAGUGCAGCUGCUAACAUGAAGUUAUCUGAUUCUGAGUCAUUCCUACAUUUUAAGUUUGAUUUAUCUAGUAAUAGAGUUUCUUCUUUAAAUCUUCAAACCUCAGAGGUGAAAGGCACCAUGUCCGGUGAUGCACAUCCAUCUCCUUUGGGGACUAGCAGGCCUGUUGAUGGGGCAUCUUUAUCAAAAAACACUAGUUAUGAUACAUUGAGGAUAAAGAGUUCCAAAACUAUGAGCCUUGAGAAGUCUAGUCAUAUAGAUAACAGAUCAGGUUAUGGUUCCAAUGUGUCAAAGCUGAGUGAGGUAAAAUCUGUGUCAUCAUCCUCUUCACAUGCUCAUUUACCUUUGAACAAUGGAGAAUUAUCACAUGUGGUUGAUUCAAAAUCCAAUGGUUAUAAAUCUCCAUCCUCAAGCCUGAACGGAUUAAAUAUUAUUAACAAUGAUACUGUUAGUGAUUCACAUGUUUCUAAGUCCAGAGAUUCAUCUAGUGCUUCUCAAAUCCAUUUGGCUUCUAGUGCCAAUGAGCAUUCAUUUCCGAGUGUGAAAUCUGGAAAAGUGGACAAUGUUGAAACCGAUGCUAUAGCUGCUUCUCCAGGCUCAGCUAGUGGACUAAAAUCAUCUAUGUGGAAAGUUGUUGACCAACUUAGAGGACCUAAAUAUGCAAAAUACAGUGAUAAGGGGCUUUUUUCAUACAAUCUAUUUGUAAAGCUAUAUACUUCAAGCAAGGUGGAAAUGAAACCUUGUGGCCUUGUCAAUUGUGGAAACAGCUGUUAUGCAAAUGCUGUUCUUCAAUGCUUGGCAUUUACUCCUCCCCUGACAGCUUACUUUGUUCAAGGACUCCAUGCUAAAGAAUGUGUAAAUAAAGAAUGGUGCUUCACUUGUGAGUUUGAAAGUUUAAUUUUGAAGGCAAAGGAAGGGAAAUCUCCACUUUCUCCUAUCGGUAUACUCUCUCAGCUGCACAACAUUGGAAGUCAGCUGGGUAGUGGAAGGGAAGAAGAUGCACAUGAAUUCCUAAGGUAUGCUAUUGAUACAAUGCAAUCUGUUUGCCUUAAAGAAGCUGGGGUGAAUGUAUUAGGUUCCCUUGAGGAAGAAACCACUCUCAUAGGUCUUACUUUUGGAGGUUACCUUCGCUCAAAGAUAAAAUGCAUGAAGUGCCAUUACAAGUCAGAGCGGCAUGAAAGAAUGAUGGAUCUUACUGUUGAAAUAGAAGGGGAUAUAGGGAAGCUUGAAGAUGCACUUAAACGAUUCACGAGUACUGAACUUCUUGAUGGAGACAACAAAUAUCAAUGCAGCAGAUGCAAAUCUUUUGAGAAGGCCAAGAAAAAGUUGACAAUAGUGGAGGCACCCAAUGUACUUACAAUUGUGUUGAAGCGCUUUCAGUCAGGUAAAUUUGGAAAGCUCAAUAAGUCCAUUCGAUUCCCAGAGAUCCUGGAUUUAGCACCAUAUAUUAGUGGCACAAGUGACAAAUCACCCAUAUACAGGCUUUAUGGGGUGGUUGUUCAUUUGGAUAUCAUGAAUGCUUCAUUUUCUGGGCACUACGUGUGCUACAUAAAAAAUAUCCAGAAUAAGUGGUUCAAGAUUGAUGAUAGUACGGUAACAGCUGUGGAUCUCGACAGAGUCUUAACAAAAGGAGCAUACAUGCUACUUUAUGCAAGGUGCUCACCAAGGGCUCCAAGAUUGAUAAGGAACAGUUUAGUGUCUCGUGAACUAAAAACAAAAGGCACUUCAAAACUCAAUGCAAAGAAUACUGCAUUGAAUUCAAGAUCCACAUCCAGUCACUCAAGUAUCGUUCGCUUAAAUCCAAAUUCUAAUUCUCCUGAUAGUUUGGCCAGUGUUGAAUCUUUCUAUUUGAAGUUCAACCGGCUUCAAAAAAUUUUAGAAGAGGACUCCUCAAGUGACAAUUAUUCUUUUACUAGCAGCAACUCGGAUGAGGGUUCAUGCAGUACUGAGAGCACCCGAGAUUCUACAAGUACUGAUGAGCUUUCUGAUUACAUUUUUGGUGGUUGGAACAACUCUUGGAGGAACACUUCUGAUUCUGACACUUCAUCGUCAUCCUCUUCCCCCUUGUACUCGAGGUACUCACCAGAGAUGAGCAGGCUGGCGGUGGCAGAAGGCGAAUGGAAUAGCAGGCUAGUGGAUGUGGAAAUCAGGGAUAGUGAUCCUUUUUUCCAUUCUGACACGAGUAAACAAUUUAGAAAGUUAGGGAAUAGUAGUAGUUGUAGGGAGACUGACUCGGCAAAAUUAGGACGGGUUAACCCUGUAAAAUCUGGUGUAUCCUUUAGAAGAUCAGUAAGUGAAAGAACAAGUUAAAACAUUUUUCUGUCAAGUAAUUUAAGUUAGGGGCGUAAAUAAAAGUUGGGAAGAGGGAGAUCUGUAUUUAAUGUUACUGUUGUAGCUGGCCUUGUUCAAAGAAAUGAGCCACCCCAUUUUGUCAAAUUCUUUCCCUUUUCCCUUAUGAAGAUGAGUUGUUCUCAUAGUGUAUAGUUCAAACUGAAAAGGGACUUUUUCAUAAAUGAGUCCCUAAAGGGGUUCUUUUAACCCACUCAAUUGUUUACUUCAGAUCAUGAAUAAUUAUAAGUUUAUGUUGCUUUGCACA
Jatropha curcas is the source of this 4006-nucleotide messenger RNA. It is a transcript of the gene UBP16, whose product is annotated as ubiquitin-specific protease 16. Gene Ontology annotation, cellular component: cytosol; nucleus. Gene Ontology annotation, biological process: protein deubiquitination. The record is from RefSeq and is a predicted model, not a curated record. Gene Ontology annotation, molecular function: cysteine-type deubiquitinase activity. Lineage: Eukaryota; Viridiplantae; Streptophyta; Magnoliopsida; Malpighiales; Euphorbiaceae.